Messenger RNA from Aspergillus nomiae NRRL 13137, 2826 nucleotides. RefSeq names its product serine/threonine protein kinase ATG1 (gene atg1). Gene Ontology annotation, biological process: protein autophosphorylation; peptidyl-serine phosphorylation; autophagosome organization. The transcript is spliced from 4 exons. Gene Ontology annotation, molecular function: protein serine/threonine kinase activity; ATP binding. The coding region runs from base 1 to 2826 and encodes 941 amino acids. The record is from RefSeq and is a predicted model, not a curated record. NCBI's taxonomy places the organism in Eukaryota, Fungi, Ascomycota, Eurotiomycetes, Eurotiales, Aspergillaceae. Gene Ontology annotation, cellular component: cytoplasm; autophagosome.
AUGGCAUCUUCACACCACAGGAGGUCCAGGGAGACCUCCCAUGCCGAGAUGCCCAUUGGUCGUUAUACCAGACUGGAUGAGAUUGGCCGAGGGAGUUUUGCUACAGUCUAUCAGGGUGUCCAUACGAAAUCACGUACUUACGUCGCCAUCAAGUCCGUCAACCUCUCCAAAUUGAACAAGAAGCUAAAAGAGAACCUUUCCUCGGAGAUUCAUAUCCUAAAAGGGCUAUACCAUCCACAUAUCGUGGCCCUCAUUGACUGCCAUGAGACGACUUCACACAUCCACCUGGUGAUGGAAUACUGUGCCUUGGGGGAUCUGUCACUGUUCAUCAAGCGCCGAGAUACACUAGGGGACCACCGAUAUACGCAGGACAUGAUUGCGAAGUAUCCGAACCCCCGUGGUGGCGCACUGAAUGAAGUGGUCGUACGCCAUUUUCUCAAGCAGCUGGCAAGCGCGCUGAAAUUUCUCCGAGAUCGAAACUUGAUUCACCGUGACAUCAAACCACAAAAUCUUCUACUGUGUCCGUCUCCGUCGUCAUACCGGAGUGGCGUGGCUCAGGUUGUGCCAUUCAAAGGGUGUGAAGAAUCCUUUAGCCCUGCAACGGGACUGGAAUCCCUACCAAUGCUCAAAAUUGCGGAUUUCGGGUUUGCUCGGUCUCUUCCGUCGACAUCGCUUGCUGAAACAUUGUGUGGCUCCCCUCUCUAUAUGGCCCCCGAAAUCCUCCGGUACGAGAAGUACGAUGCUAAAGCAGAUCUUUGGUCUGUGGGCACGGUGCUCUAUGAGAUGGUGGUGGGCAAACCCCCUUUUCGGGCCACGAACCAUGUUGAGCUGCUUCGGAAGAUUGAGAAAGGAGAGGACAGGAUCAAGUUCCCCGAGGAGAACCCUGCCUCGGAUCAAAUAAAGUCCCUUAUUCGAAUGCUAUUGAAGCGGAACCCCGUGGAGCGUAUGAAUUUCUCCGAUUUCUUCGAUUGUGACACUAUAACAGGACCUAUCCCGGGGUUAAUAGCGGAUGAUGCUUCCUCAACGUCUCGCCGUUCGUCUGUCGCUGUGGACACCACCGGGUCGACAUCUCGUCCCCAGUCUCGAACGGGAUCAAGGACCCCCACCGGGAUGAAACGUGAGAAGGACGACCCCGUGUCGUACCCGGCUGCUCAUCGACCUACCACGCAGAGGUCGGACACUCCGCCGGCUUCCUCGUCUCCUAUGCGUAGGGUGGGAAGUGUGGACAAACCGACUACAUCCAAAGAACCGGCAAACACGACGCCUCAGAGACCGAGUGCGGUGUCUCUUGCCACGGCCCCCGGUCGUCAAGAGCUUGUUGAUCGAAAUGCUACGGCCGCUGUAAUGGAGCGGCAGAGGAGCCGAAAUACCUACGCAGGAACCCCACAAACCGAGAAGCAAGCAGAGAAAACAAAAGAGGAAAGCGAGCGCGCUGCACAAGAGAUUGCGUUCGAGAGAGACUAUGUGCUCGUGGAGAAACGUGCUGUGGAGGUGAAUGCUUUUGCAGAUGAGUUGGCACAUAGUCCUCGGAUCCAGGGUGGCUUUUCUAAGAACGCCUAUGCUCUGUCGCGUCGUCCAGGCACCCAAGGAUCGUCCACGGCGACCGCUACGUCACCCUUGGCCACUACAGGUUCUUACGAGCGUCGAUACGGCCAGAGUCCUACGUCCGCCAUCUCAAAAGCGCUCCACAUGGCUAGCGGGCGCUUGUUUGGGAUGGGCUUCUCGCCACCCAUGACUAUUACGAAAGGAGGGCGCUCCCCCCCACUGGGCUACAACCCCUUCCCAGCCUAUCCGGCGGCUCAAGGUAGCUUGAUGGUUGUUGGGGAUGGAGCAAGGACUAACGUGACCCUGGAUGAGGACGCGAAGACCAUCCAAGUGAUCGAAGAGUGUGCCACGCGAAGUGACGUGGUGUAUGGCUUCGCCGAGGUCAAGUACAAGCAACUCAUCCCACUGGCGCCAUCUGUUCAAACGGACCCUUCAGGCAGGGCUAAUGUGCCCGGCGGGGAGCGGGAUCCUACCGAUCUGACAGAUGGUGGGCUCACGGUUGAUGCUGUUGUAACUUUGUCCGAGGAAGCCCUCGUUCUCUACGUCAAAGCGCUUUCAUUGUUGGCAAAAUCUAUGGAUAUCGCUGGCGCUUGGUGGACCCGGAAGAACCGUGGAGAAGCGUUUGGCGAAUCGGCCAUGGGAAGGACGGACGCCACAAGCACGCUUGUCAGUAACCGGAUCAACAAUGUCGUACAAUGGGUGCGAAACCGAUUCAAUGAGGUGUUGGAAAAGGCAGAAUUUGUUCGUCUCAAGUUAAUCGAAGGCCAGAAACGCUUGCCACCAGAUCACCCCAGUCAUCCCAGUAAUCACUCCGUCGGCUCCUCCGUCGGCUCCGGCGCCUCCACGGACGUGGUUGUGAGUUCGGGUGUGACGGCGGAGAAGCUAAUGUACGAUCGGGCACUAGAGAUGAGUCGGGCGGCCGCCAUCAAUGAACUGACGGGCGAAGACCUUUCUGGGUGCGAGAUAGCUUAUGUCACCGCCAUUCGGAUGUUGGAAGCUGUACUGGAGGAAGACGAGGUAUCCCGGUCUGGGCCAGGAAGUGGCACCGACAAAGGCGAUGCCCGGCGAGAUGGCGACAAAGCCGUGCUGGAUGGCGUACGGGUGGAAGACCGUCAGGUGGUGAUGAAAUUGGUAUCCAGCAUCAGGAGUCGCUUGGCAUCCCUGCGCAAGAAACUCGCCCUGUUGGCAAAACGGCAGAGCCCACCCUCUAGCUUUCCUGGCAAAGUGGCUCCGUCCAGUCUGGUGCCUGUUGCUCAGGCGGUCGGGACGACGCCCAGGUAG